This is a messenger RNA of Exaiptasia diaphana, 1545 nucleotides long. RefSeq names its product cytochrome P450 1A1. The transcript has a single exon. Gene Ontology annotation, molecular function: steroid 17-alpha-monooxygenase activity; heme binding; iron ion binding. Gene Ontology annotation, biological process: hormone biosynthetic process; progesterone metabolic process. NCBI's taxonomy places the organism in Eukaryota, Metazoa, Cnidaria, Anthozoa, Actiniaria, Aiptasiidae. The record is from RefSeq and is a predicted model, not a curated record. The coding region runs from base 1 to 1545 and encodes 514 amino acids.
AUGGGGAUUUUUUCCGUUUUAGAGUGCGCCGUCCCACCUGUACCUGCACUUUUAGUGAUUGUAGUGCUUAUAAUUGUGCUACAUUACCUCAAGAGGCAGCUAUCAUCCAAUAACUAUCUGGAUAUGCCAGGACCAAUACAAUUUCCCUUUAUUGGCUGUAUGUAUUUAUUCCGGUGGUCAUCUUCUCCGCAAAAGACCCUGGCUUGGUUGUCAAGAGUGUAUGGCAAUGUGUACAGCUUAAACCUUGGAGGAACAAAUGUCGUUAUUGUCAACUCAAUGGACACCAUAAGACAAGUUCUUUAUAAAAGUAACCACGAUUUUUCAGGUCGCCCUCAGUUGUAUUCCUUUGGUCUCUGGGGAUGUAAAGCCUCCUUUAUGAUCACAGAUUACAACUCUGAUUACUUACGACAAAAAUACAAAGCCCAAAUAUCAUUACAGGAGCUUUUGAAUAGCGAAGAGUGUACACGUUCAAGACUUCAAAAAGCGGUGCAAACUUUAACUGGUAAAUUUAGUGAAAUUCAAGAAUCAACAAAUAGCGCAUUUAACCCCGAGAAAUGCAUCCGCGUCGCUGUUGCAGAUUUGGUCAUGGACUGCCUGUUUGGACCUUGCACAUCACGGCUGUUCUAUUACGAAGCGCGAGAAAUUCUUGAGCAAGCAUCUAGCGCCUAUAKCCGAAAAGCAUACGUCGGUGCAUGCACAGACUUUAUUUCCGUGAUGCGCAUUUUGUCCAAAAAGACGAUCAAUUCAGCACGUCUCCGCGUCACUGAGCUGCACGAAUUUGUGCGCAAAGUUUUUCAAGUUCACGAGGCAUCAUUUCUUCAACAAGCUGAACAUACAACAAGUUUAGCUUUUAUACUACGCUCAGAUGCAAAAAGAUGUCGAGAUCAUUUAGACCAAAGUUUACAGGAAAACACACUAGAUUAUCAUUAUGAGAUAGCAGAAUUACUGACUGAGGUCAUGUUUAAUGCAUAUGAAAAGAUUUCCACUUGUUUUGGAUGGUGUGUGGCAAGACUUGCAGCAGAUCAAAAUCUUCAACGAGAAAUUCAAAAGGAACUAACCGAUGACAUUCUUAAAGAUAGUGCGUCACUUUUAACAGCGACAAUUAAUGAAGUAUUGCGAACGUCUUGUAUUUUACCAUUUGGUAUUCCACGAAAAACAAUCAAAGAUACAACCCUUCAUGGAUACAAAAUACCCCAAGAUACACUUGUUUUUCUUAAUUUUUGGAGCUGCUGCAACGAUGCAAAAUAUUUUUCGAAUCCUCAGGAAUUCAACCCUUAUCGCUACAUUUCUGCCUCUAGUUCCGGGGAAGAAAAAAACACAGAAUUGCUUCCUUCGUUUUGCUGUUUCUCAGGCGGAGAUAGAAAGUGUUUUGGUGAUGCUUUUGCGAAGCGMUGCCUUAUUGCGCUUGCUGGGGGUAUCCUGAUGGAAUAUGACCUUGAACUUGUAACACCAAAGAUAUCCCGACUCCAAGGAAAGUAUGGAUUUUCCUUAAGGCCUUGCAAUUACACUAUUUUCGCUAGAAGGCGACAUACACAGACACUUUGA